Molecule: messenger RNA, 1014 nt
Organism: Colletotrichum tamarilloi
Lineage: Eukaryota; Fungi; Ascomycota; Sordariomycetes; Glomerellales; Glomerellaceae
Product: methyltransferase domain-containing protein
Exons: 11
Coding region: 1-1014 (337 amino acids)
Molecular function (GO): methyltransferase activity
Source: RefSeq, a predicted model, not a curated record
AUGGCCGACCAAACGCCACAGCCUGAAGCUGGGACCCCACACAACGACGACGACACUAAUUCAGACAGCAGUUCUUCAUUUGAAAGCUCAUUGGCCUCUGUACGGUCUAGUAUCCUCGACUAUCGCCGUGAAAACGGUCGCACAUACCAUCGGCUCAGCGACGGGAAAUACGUUCUCCCUAAUGAUGAGAGGGAACAAGAUCGAUUAGACUUGACGCACAACCUAUGGUUGGCGACUUGGGACAACAAUCUUUGCAAUUGUCCCAAGAAAAAUGGCGCCAGAAGAGUUCUUGAUAUAGGUACUGGCACAGGGGUCUGGGCGCUGGAUUAUGCGGAUGAUCAUCCUGAGGCUACCGUCAUUGGCGUGGACUUGAGCCCAAUACAGCCUGGCUUUGUACCGCCCAAUUGCAGUUUUGAAGUCGAUGACAUCGAGAAGGAAUGGACGUGGUCAGAGGAAUUCGACUUCAUCUUCUUUCGAUCCAUGAUCUCAAGCUUCGCUAGUUGGCCUGAUAUGAUAGCUAAAGCCUACGACAAUCUCGAACCAGGCGGGUACAUAGAGAUACAGGACAACAUGUUUCCUCUGAAAUGUGACGACGGCACUAUGCCGGACGACUUUAAGCCCUUGAAGUGGUCCAAGCUACUUAUGGAGGCGACCGACAAGAUCCAACGGCCGAUCACUAUUGCCGCGACCUUCAAGCAGCUGGUUGAGGACGCAGGGUUUGUCGAUGUUGUGGAGAAAAGAGAGAAGUGGCCCUUCAACCCUUGGCCAAAGGAUGAGAAACUGAAGGACUUGGGCUCGUGGAGUCAAGCUUCUACCAUGAUGGGUGUCGAAGCCAUAUCCAUGGCUGUUUUCACUCGCGUCCUCGAUUGGAGCCCAGAAGAAACGAGUGUUUUCUGCGCCGAAGUAAGAAACGAACACAAGAAGAUUGGCGUUCAUGCAUACUACGAUGUAUACUCUGUCUGGGGCCGGAAACCUGAAGCCAAAGAAGAGGAGAAUCAGCUCAGUGCUUCUUAG